Messenger RNA from Colletotrichum tamarilloi, 474 nucleotides. RefSeq lists its product as uncharacterized. The coding region runs from base 1 to 474 and encodes 157 amino acids. The transcript has a single exon. The record is from RefSeq and is a predicted model, not a curated record. Lineage: Eukaryota; Fungi; Ascomycota; Sordariomycetes; Glomerellales; Glomerellaceae.
AUGGCCAAAAAGGGGACCAAGGAAAAGAGGGUGAAGGAUCCUAAAGGCAUCCCCCUUGCCCAGCCUGAUCGGUCAGCUCCCAGCGAAGCCACUUUGCUGCAGAUGGCCCAAGAUCGUGGUCUUUUCAAGCAGGCCGACAAGGACCCGCGGAAUAAGAAUUUACCCAAGGGUGCUGUCCGAAUUGACAGGCCGGGUAGCGAGGAUAGUGACGAUGAUGAGGACGACGAAGAGGCCUUGUUGUCUCCCUUGAUGGAGCGCAUCAUGGACACACUGCUCUGGACUGUAAGUCUUGCCAUGGUACACGGCACCCUCGACGUGCUCGUCCAGAAUCAGUAUGCCAAGGAGAUCGAAUGGCCCAAUGUCUUCAGCCGUACCCUCAUUGCGUUGAUGGGUGAGUUUCAAGUCGGUCCCCUUCAUUCUGCUCCUCUGCUGAUGACGACGGUGGGCGGUAGUGCUCUUCUUUCUUUUCUAUAA